Messenger RNA from Diachasmimorpha longicaudata, 4804 nucleotides. It is a transcript of the gene AspRS-m, whose product is annotated as aspartate--tRNA ligase, mitochondrial. The record is from RefSeq and is a predicted model, not a curated record. Gene Ontology annotation, cellular component: cytoplasm. Bases 48 to 1997 code for a protein of 649 amino acids. NCBI's taxonomy places the organism in Eukaryota, Metazoa, Arthropoda, Insecta, Hymenoptera, Braconidae. Gene Ontology annotation, molecular function: nucleic acid binding; ATP binding; aspartate-tRNA ligase activity. The transcript is spliced from 10 exons. Gene Ontology annotation, biological process: aspartyl-tRNA aminoacylation.
AUCGCAACCUGAUUGGCUGUUAUUACGUUGAAUGUUUUGAGUGAAACAUGUGGACCACCAGAAUCGCUCGGAAUUUAGUUAGGAAUUGCGUUCUGCAAGAGAAUUCGAAAAUCCUGCCCGUCGUUAAUUAUAGAAUAAAGAAUGACUUCUGCACUAGAUGCACCGCAUUUUCAUGCAGUCUCCACACGAAGCCUUCGACAAAAACCGUGGAGAAGGUGAAUCCAGUGCGACAAGUCCAACAUGUAAAUAAAUUCACCCAAAGAACUCACACUUGUGGAGAGCUAACUCUCAAAAAUGUUGGGGAAGAAGUCCAGUUGUGUGGAUGGAUGGAGUUCCAGAGAAUGGGGAAGUUCAUCAUCCUGAGAGACUCUUAUGGAUCUACACAGUUAAUUAUCCCCGAUGAUAAAAAGGAUCUGAUAAAAUCAGUGGAGAAGUUGAACUUCGAAACAGUCCUGGGCGUGACUGGGCGAGUGAUAGUCCGACCCACAGGUCAGGAAAAUCCUAAAAUGAAGACUGGAAGUAUUGAAAUUGAAGUUGAACGGCUCGAGGUCCUCAAUGAGUCCCUUCCACAGCUGCCCUUCUCCAUCAGAAAGUUCAAUAAUCCCAAGGAGACACUGCAGAUGCAGUACAGAUACCUGGCCCUUCGGUUUCCCUUUCUGCAGAGGAAUCUACGAGUCAGAUCGCAGAUUCUCAACGAUAUGAGGUUUUUCCUCAUUGAAAUGUGUGGAUUUGUGGAUGUGGAGACGCCCACGUUAUUCAGGAGAACCCCAGGGGGAGCCCAAGAAUUUGUGGUUCCAACACAACAUCGAGGAAAAUUUUAUUCUCUUGUUCAGAGUCCCCAGCAGUUUAAGCAAUUGUUGAUGAUUGGAGGAAUCGAUAGAUAUUUUCAGAUUGCCAGGUGUUACAGAGAUGAAACCGCAAGACCAGAUCGUCAGCCAGAAUUUACACAGCUCGAUAUAGAACUGUCAUUCACUGAUCGCGAGGGAAUUAUGACGUUGGUGGAGAAAUUGAUCGAGAACUGCUGGCCAAAAGAUUUUGAACCUGUCACAAUUCCUUUCAAGAGGUUCAACUACGAAGAAAUCAUGGAAAUGUACGGAUCUGAUCAGCCAGAUUUGAGGAUUCCCUAUCGUAUCCAUAAUAUCACGGAUUUACAUAAAAAUUCUGGAACCAUAAACGAAGAUGUGGGGAUCUACGGUUUGUCAAUACCAAACGGAUCUGACUUCCUUACGACUUCUGUGAAGACACACUUUAUGAAACUUAACAAAGAACUGAGUGACAAAAGCGUUUCAUUAAAUCAAAUUAAAAUUUCUGAGGACAACUGGGAAGAAAAGCUCCUGAAAACCGAUUUAGAUAUUUUGAAAUUGAAGUCGAGGCUGAAUAUUCAGGAGAAUGAUGUAGUAUUUAUUGUUAAUGGCGCUCGAGACGACGCAAGGAAAUUGCUUGGCAAAGUUCUUAAAGAAUUCACUAAUGUCAUGGAAGCAAAAGGUUCUUCCAUAAGAUCAAAGAAUUUCGAGUUCUCGUGGAUCGUGGACUUUCCACUAUUUGAAAAAGGAGAUGAUGCGAAUUCACUGGUGUCUACUCAUCACCCAUUCACUGCACCACAUCCUGAUGACGCUCAUUACCUCGAGGAUAAUCCCCUGAAGGUACGGGGGUUACAUUACGACCUGGUGCUGAAUGGUUCUGAGAUAGCGGGUGGAUCAAUUAGAAUUCACAACGCGAAAUUGCAAGAGAAAAUACUGAAUUCGUUGAAUAUUGACACUGCCCAGAUGUCACAUCUCUUGGAAGCAUUGAGGAGUGGUGCACCACCUCAUGGAGGAAUAGCUUUUGGUCUGGAUCGAUUAAUUUCGAUAAUAUGCGAUUCGCCUACCAUCAGAGACGUCAUCGCCUUCCCCAAGACUGGAGACGGUAAGGACCUGAUGUCCGGGGCACCAGCUGAAAUCUCAGAAGAAGAGAAAAUCCUCUAUCACCUGAAAAUUAGGAACGACAAUGAAAAAUGAGAAAUAAACGAUUUAAGACUUCAUCUGAGGUGUACAAAACGCUGUUUAUUUCAUUAAACAUUUCCUCUCAAAUAUCCUCAUGGAAUUUCGUUUUACCUAAAAUGAAUUCGAGAAUUGUUUCUAACACAUUUGCAUCUAGAAAAGUGGUAAAACGUAAUAAAUAAAUUAUUGUUCCGUUUUUUGGAAUUCCCACUGGAUAAAAUGUAAAUUCACUCUAAGAGAAUUUAAUUCACACAAAAAAAUGUUGUGUUAUUAUUUUUUCGUUAGUGACUUCAAAUCAAAUACGAAAUUUUUAUUAAUUACGUUUUAUUUCAGUAAAAAAUUGAUAGAUAAUUUGACUUUAAUUGAAUUUCAUAGAAAAAGUGUCUUGAAAUUUUGUCUAUUUUUUCAGAAUAAUUUAGCAACAAUUAUUGAUUUGUCAACAAUGAUUAAUUACGUUUUACCGUUUCUUCAGAAUAAUCUUCGCAUGUCAUCACUUAGUUCACCAUUCUGGCUACAAAUAUCGUAACAAUUACGAUACGAUAAUUACGAGGGAUUAAUAACUACACCAUAGUAAUCACACAAUCACACGUCAGAUGAACAAUGGAGCUUGAAAUAUCGUAUUCCACCUGCACCUUCCCCAUAAUACCAUAUACGUAUCAUUGACAAUACAGCUAGCCGAUGUCGAGUGUCAUGGGAAGUACAGGACGGGGAUAAUUCGUAUCUACACGAGAAAAUGUCAAAAUUCUCGUUCUGCAGUUACAAUGUGACUUAUAACUAGUAAUUGUUGAUUGAUUUACGGUCACUAGGGAUUAAAAAUCGAAUUCUAGGGCUUUUCUUUAAUUCACCGACGCCUGAGCAUCUUGGAAGAUUCUCGAAUAUCAUAAAUUAUGAUUCACAUCAAUUCAAUCAUCUCUGACUAAAAAUUAUGCUAAUUACUCUCAUCUGUGGAUUUUUCUUUUUAUGCUGAAUCGAGUUGUUGCGUUAUGCUUUUUUUUACUCUAUUUCUUUAAAUAAUUGAUAUUUUAUCGUAUUAGGCGGACGGAAAGGGACACAUUUUAUCUCAUUCGGUAUAAUUGAGUGCUGAAACGUUACGAGAAAUUGAUUUUUAUCUUGAAAACUGCGAUUUUUCCGCGAAUGAGUAGAUCUAGGCAAAAAUGUCUAAAGAAACUUUAAGUUUGAAAUUUAAUUCUCUGGAAAAAAUGUCAAGUGACAUUUUCUUCUAGAAUCGAGUGUUAUCGAGAUACUCAAAUUGUCAAAGGUGUCGAAUUCUUAGUGAACAGAUUUCUAAAAUUCUUGCUUUAUAAAUUGAUUUUGCAGCAGUUAUACGAUUUCAGAAAAAUGUUGACUGUUUUAAUUAAAAAUUUGUCAUUAUCAAAAUUAUAAGACGUUCCAACCCUUUCUGUUUCAUCGCAUCACUCGAAUCCGAAAUGAUAAAUGACAAAAAUGUUCCAGACAAUUUGUCCCUUUGUAAUUCUAAAUCAUGCAUGCUGUCUCCAGGAAAAAGAAAUGCACUAUUUACACUGUUAUCGGGACAAAUAAAUUUCCCUCAGAUUCACAGACUGAUAAAGAACUCAAUUAUUUCCUGUCUUAUCAUUCAUCUCCAUUUAAUUUUGUCUCUCAGUAACGUGCAAUUAUCAUACAAUCAAAUACAAAUGAAUCCAGUAAUGAACUAUAAUUACGUAUAAUAAUUCUGAUAAUUUUUUUAUAUAAAAAAAUACUAUAUUACAUAGGGUUGCACGUACAUUCGCAUAAUAAAUUCGCCCAUAUCGAUAAAUAGGUACAUACACCUUUUGAACACUCAUAUCAUGUCACACUAUAAAGUUUUCCAUCACAUAGUUAUUACGUAGAUUCAAUUCGAUAAUCGUCAUAAUUUUUUUUUCUCUUAAUUGUGGUGAUUAAAAUGAGAGGACAGGGGGGAAUGUGUUUAAUUGGUAGAAAGAGGUGACUCGUUGGAGGUGAGACUUCAAUUGUUAUUUUUUUUCAGAUUAUUAAUGACUAAUAAUAUGACUAAUCGAGUCUCGUUGACUUUAUGCCAUUGGAGAAAGAAAAAUAUUAAUUUUAAAAAAAAGGCAUUUUACUAUUUCGUGAAUAUUUUCAGAACCAUUGAGUCUAGAGAAAAAUAAUGUACAAAUAUAAUUAAAUUCUUGUAAACAAUACCAGAGGAUAAAUAGUAUGGAGUAAUUCCCGAUUCUGUGGUGAAAACAUUGUGAUUUUGCAGAUUUUUGCCAGAAAAAUCGACACCUGUGAGGGAAUUAGCCGAGAAUUUUCGGAGCUUCAAGGGCUAUUCGUAGAAUUAUUUUAUCAUCAAAAUUUCGACCAAUAAAAUGUCAGAUCGAGGCUCAACUUGAUUUGCCAAUCAAAAAUUACCAGUGAAAUUAUCAAAAAUUAUUAUUUUAAUAUCGUGUUAACUACAAAAAACCAGUGGUCCAUUUUCAUUGGCUGAAAUUUAGAUGAAAAUCCCGACAAAAUAUUCACUGACAUUUUUUUUCGUAAACCCAGUCCUGAAAUAUCCACCAUGAAUCCAGAAUUUAUUCAGACUCGACAAAGGAAAUCAUCUCAAACAUAUAAAAAUCCCCAGAAACAUCAUCUAUGUACAGAAAUCGUCAAUACUAAUUGGUAUAUCUUAUCAACCCUAAUGAACAUCUCCUUAUCACCCAAGAGCUCCCCACGAAUUCCUCAAAAAAAAAUCUCAAAGAAAAGAAAAAUAUAUGUAAGAGGUGAAUGAACCAAAGACGAAAAAAAUAAAGAAAAAAAAUGCAUCUCACAAUAGUCGUGUCCAUAUUCGUCACUCAAUAUACAAUAAAAAAAAAGAAUAAUCAUCAUAA